AUGAAUCCUGCUACUGCAAAUAGUAAUACUAAUACUGCUGUUAAUAAUACUGAUUCUGCUACUACUAAUACUACCACUGACACUAAUAUUACUUCUACUGGUAAUAAUAAUACGAAUACUACAUCUACUAUUACUAUCAGUACUACUGGUUGUACUACAAAUAUAACUACUAAUAUUAAUACUACUACUCCUUAUACUACUAGUACUAAUUCUAAUAAUACAAACACUACUAACACCAAUAAUACUACUACUAUUUCUACAACUACUACUACUGGUAAUAUUACUAAUUCUAAUAGUAAUACUACUACCAGUGCUAUUAGGACCUCAACUAAUUCUUUUAAUAGUACUACUACUAUUACUAGUAAUACUACUACAAUUAUUAAUACUACUACUACUACUGGUAAUAUUAAUAAUGCUACAACUGCUGCUAAUGCUGCUACUCAUAAUAAUGCAAUCACUAAUACUACAAGUACUACGACAACUACUGAUAACAAUAUCGAUAACAAUAGGAUUGCAAAUACAAGUACUAAAACUAUUAUUACCAGUAGUAAUGAUACUAAUACUAUUACCACUACUACUACUACUACUACAGCUGUUGUGUUCAACCACUCACCAAUCAUGCAAUACAUCCGUGAAACAAUCGGAAAGUUAUGCUAA
Molecule: messenger RNA, 657 nt
Organism: Trichobilharzia szidati
Lineage: Eukaryota; Metazoa; Platyhelminthes; Trematoda; Strigeidida; Schistosomatidae
Source: the annotation of a GenBank genome assembly